Molecule: messenger RNA, 1303 nt
Organism: Frankliniella occidentalis (western flower thrips)
Lineage: Eukaryota; Metazoa; Arthropoda; Insecta; Thysanoptera; Thripidae
Exons: 6
Coding region: 20-1303 (427 amino acids)
Biological process (GO): iron ion transport
Cellular component (GO): plasma membrane
Molecular function (GO): oxidoreductase activity; copper ion binding
Source: RefSeq, a predicted model, not a curated record
GCCGGCCAGUCCAGUCGUCAUGAGGUGGUGUCUCGCGCUGCUCGCGGCGCUGUGCGCGCUGCCGCGGCUGCCGGAGGCGCAGGCCGUCGUCGUGGACGUGCAGCUCGCCAACGAGGUCCCAGGAGACUUCCCGGUCCUGAGCGAGGCCGUGCUGGCCGACUCGCUCCAGGAUGACGACGCGGACGCGGACGAGCGUCGCGUGUGGUUCGACGGCGAGGACCCGGCCCCGGAGCACCGCAGCCGCGAGGGCCGCUCCCAGGGCCGCGCGUCGCGCCCGACCUCCUGCCACCGGCCCUGCGGCGAGGACGGCGACGACGCCGAGCCCAUGAUCUGCUACUUCCGGUGGCGCCUCGAGCCCUACGUCACCAUGGGCAGGGCCUGCGGCGGCUGCCCCCGGAACGUGUCCGACUGCACCGCCCCGCAGUGCGUGACGGCCGACGGCUUCGAGAAGGGCAUCCUCACCGUCAACCGGAAGCUCCCCGGGCCGUCCAUCCACGUGUGUCUCGGGGACAUCAUCGUCGUGGACGUGAAGAACCUGAUGCCGGGCCGCUCCACCACGAUCCACUGGCACGGCGUGCGCCAGCGCGGCUCGCAGCACAUGGACGGCGUGCCCAUGGUCACCCAGUGCCCCAUCCCGGAGAACGGCAUCUUCCGCUACCGCUUCCGCGCCGACGAGAUUGGCACUCACUUCUGGCACUCGCACGACGGCAUGCAGAAGAUGGACGGCGUGGUGGGCGCGCUGGUGGUGCGCGGCCCCGCGGGCAGCGACCCGCACACGCACCUCUACGAGCACGACCUGCGCUCGCACACCCUGGUGCUCACCGACUGGUUCCACACGCCCGCCGACCAGCGCUUCCCGGGCCUGCUCCGCAGGGAGAGCGGCCAGAUACCCGACUCCUACCUCAUCAACGGCCGGGGCAGCUUCAGGGAGAUGUUCAAAGCAAUUUUACCAGAGAACAAAAAAUUAGUUAAGUCAAAUAAAGCACAGUACGCCAUAAAGACCUCAUCUCCUCAAGCAUAUCAGAAAUAUGUGGUUGAUGGAAAACAAAGAAGCAACAGUGUACAACAACAGUUGUCAGAAUACUACAGUAAUCCAAACCAACAGCCAUGUACUCAGUCUAUGACUAUUUACAGAAUCUUGAUGAUAAAAAGAUCCCAUGUAGGAUAUGGCCCAGCACUAACAUAUCAUCUUCAAAAAUCUGAAAAGGUUCUCAUGAUUGAGACCUUAAAGCAGCUAAUCCAAGACUCUUCAGACUCUUCAAUGUUUCAUUCUGGGCAAAAAAAAUUUCUAGCACUCAAAUAA